AUGCAAGCCAAAGAAUUACCUCUGGAUGGAAAUCCAUCUCCUUACUUUAAAGCGGGUUUUUAUUUGUUACCGAGUAAGAUUCUCAGCCAGACAGCGCAAAAGUACAGUAAAGAAAACUCAAAACGCGCGAGUGCCAGCAGAGCACCGAACGCUCUGAAAACACGGCGGCGAGGCGCAGCCACCCGCACAGGGUCCCGCAGCGCGCUGCUUCACGCCGCUCAGCGCCGGGUGCCGAGGGCGGCAGAGCCCCGCCGCACGCCACGGCGCCCCGUGCGGGCUGCCUCCCUCUGUCCGCCGCCCGUCAGGCGCGGGAGCAGCCCCUGAGGGGCCGCGGCGGCCGGGCUGCCGGCGAGCGGGGAAGCAAGCGAGCGAGCAAGAAAGCAGACAGCAGUCUGGCUACCACCACUUAGCUCGGCGGAGGAAUCGCCCGCCGGUGCUGCGGCCGUGCGUGUGCCGCGGAGGGAUCCGCGCGGGCCGCCGUGUGCCCGCCUCCUGCGCGGAGCCGCUGCCUCCCGAUAUAGUGCGGCGCGGCGCGGUGCGGGCAGCAGUUGGCGGGCGGCGCUGUGCGGUGUCGGCUGCGAGCGCAUCGAACUUGGGACUGUCCGCCGGCGCCAGCUGCUGAACAUGAGCCUCCUGCCUCUGUACCUGCUCGGAUUGCUCCUCGGUAGCGGGCAAGCUCUACUUCAGGUUUCCAUUUCUCUUAGCAAAGUUGAACUCAGUGUCGGUGAAUCCAAAUUCUUCACAUGUACAGCCAUUGGUGAGCCUGACAACAUAGAUUGGUAUAAUCCACAAGGAGAGAAAAUUGUUUCUAGUCAAAGAGUGGUUGUUCAGAAAGAAGGUGUUCGAUCACGUCUCAUCAUUUAUAAUGCAGAUAUAGAAGAUGCUGGUAUAUAUCGAUGUCAAGCAACAGAUGCUAAAGGACAAACUCAAGAAGCUACCGUUGUUUUGGAAAUUUAUCAAAAGCUCACUUUUCGGGAUAUAGUAUCACCACAAGAGUUCAGGCAGGGAGAAGUUGCAGAAGUUGUUUGCCGUGUUACUAGUUCACCUGCUCCCAUUGUCAGCUGGCUGUAUCGGAAUGAAGAAAUAUCAACUCUUGCUGACAAUCGAUUUGCAAUAUUAGCAAACAAUAAUCUUCAAAUUCUUAACAUCAAUAAAAGUGAUGAAGGAGUAUACCGUUGUGAAGGAAGAGUGGAAGCCAGAGGAGAGAUUGACUUCCGGGAUAUAAUUGUUAUUGUGAAUGUUCCCCCUGCAAUUACCGUGCUACAGAAAUCUUUUAAUGCCACUGCAGAUCGAGGAGAAGCUGUAACUUUGUUUUGCAGAGCCACUGGAUCGCCUCCACCAGAAAUAAGUUGGUUCAGGAAUGGAAAAAUUAUUGAAGAAAAUGAAAAAUACGUAUUGAGAGGGAACAAUGCAGAGUUAACAAUAAGAGACAUAAAAAAUAUUGAUGCAGGUCCUUAUAUCUGCAGUGCUAAAAAUAAAGCAGGAAAUGAUAAAAGACAGACAUUCCUUCAAGUUUUUGUACAGCCUCAAAUAAUACAACUUAAAAAUGAAACCACAUUUGAGAAUGGGAAAGCCACCCUCAUCUGUGAAGCAGAAGGAGAACCCAUUCCAGAGAUUACUUGGAAAAGGGCCAUUGAUGGAAUAACUUUCUCUGAAGGUGACAAGAGCCCAGAUGGCCGUAUAGAAGUCAAAGGGCAGCAUGGAAAAUCGUCACUGCAUAUUAAAGAUGUGAAGUUGUCAGAUUCAGGGAGAUAUGACUGUGAAGCUGCAAGUAGAAUUGGUGGGCACCAAAAGAGCAUGUACCUUGAUAUUGAAUAUGCUCCAACGUUUCUGUCAAAUCAAACUAUGUAUUUCUCUUGGGAAGGCAAUCCCAUCAAUAUAACAUGUGAAGUGCUAGCAAAUCCAUCUGCCUCAGUUCAGUGGAGAAGAGGAAAAUUAGUUCUACCAGUAAAAAAUACAACACAUCUGAAGACCUACAGCGCAGGAAGAAAGCUGAUUCUGGAGAUUGCUCCUACAUCUGACAGUGAUUUUGGACAGUAUAAUUGUACAGCUACAAACAGAAUAGGAACAAGAUAUCAGGAGUACACACUCGGUCAAGCUGAUGUGCCAUCAAAUCCUUAUGGAGUACGAGUUUUAGAGUUGUCACAAACCACUGCCAAGGUUUCAUUCACUAAGCCAGAUUCACAUGGAGGUGUGCCCAUUCAUCACUACCAAGUGGAUGUAAAAGAGGUAGCCUCAGAAACCUGGAAGAUUGUUCGCUCCCAUGGAGUUCAAACAAUGGUUGUUCUCAGCAAUUUGGAACCAAAUACGACAUACGAAAUCAAAGUAGCUGCUGUAAAUGGAAAAGGGCAAGGAGAAUAUAGCAAAAUCGAAAUAUUUCAGACUUUACCUGUCCGCGAGCCAAGCCCACCGUCAAUUCAUGGACAACCAGGAAGUGGAAAGAGUUUCAAACUUAGUAUAACUAAACAAGAUGAUGGAGGUGCCCCCAUUUUGGAAUACAUUGUCAAAUACAGAAGUAAAGAUAAGGAAGACCAGUGGCUAGAGAAAAAAGUGCAGGGUAGUAGAGACCACAUCAUCUUAGAGCAUCUUCAGUGGACCAUGGGUUAUGAAGUACAAAUUACAGCUGCAAACAGACUGGGUUUUUCUGAACCAACAUUGUACGAAUUUAGCAUGCCACCGAAGCCCAACAUUAUUACAGACACUCUCUUUAAUGGUCUUGGACUUCGUGCUGUUAUUGGCCUGGGAGUGGCGGCCCUUUUGUUAAUCCUUGUUGUGACUGAUGUCAGCUGCUUCUUUGUACGACAAUGUGGAUUGCUAAUGUGCAUCACCAGGAGGAUUUGUGGGAAAAAGAGUGGUUCAAGUGGAAAAAGUAAAGAACUGGAAGAAGGAAAGGCUGCUUACUUGAAAGAUGGAUCAAAAGAGCCAAUAGUGGAAAUGAGAACAGAGGAUGAAAGAAUUACCAGCCAUGAAGAUGGGAGCCCAGUAAAUGAGCCGAACGAGACUACUCCUCUCACAGAACCGGAGAAGCUGCCACUGAAGGAGGAAAAUGGGAAAGAAGCUUUAAAUGCAGAAACCAUAGAAAUCAAAGUUGCUAAUGACAUCAUCCAGUCAAAAGAAGAUGAUAGCAAAGCAUAAGAUAAACUACAGCUUUCUGGAUAAUACAUUUGGAUAAAAGCAACCCCGUGACCAAAACUUUACAGCUGACCUUA
Messenger RNA from Phasianus colchicus (ring-necked pheasant), 3209 nucleotides. RefSeq names its product neural cell adhesion molecule 2 (gene NCAM2). Lineage: Eukaryota; Metazoa; Chordata; Aves; Galliformes; Phasianidae. Gene Ontology annotation, cellular component: neuron projection; membrane. The record is from RefSeq and is a predicted model, not a curated record. Gene Ontology annotation, molecular function: protein binding. Gene Ontology annotation, biological process: cell adhesion.